AUGGCAUCCGAUGCGCUCACGACGAUGGGCACAUGCAUGUUCGAUGACGCCGUCAUGGCGGCUAAGCUCCCGGCGGCCGUCGUGCAGCGCUUCAACGAGUGCCUGGUGAGCGGAGCACCGACUCCGGAGGAUGACAUGAAGGUUAUUGCUGAUACCAUGUUCAGCUGGGCUCGCGAGCGUGGCGCGAUCGACUUCGCACACUGGUUCUUCCCCCUGCGUGGCGGAG
Molecule: messenger RNA, 226 nt
Organism: Symbiodinium necroappetens
Lineage: Eukaryota; Dinophyceae; Suessiales; Symbiodiniaceae
Source: the annotation of a GenBank genome assembly